AAAUUAUCGAGACAGCAGGAUGAAASUGGAGAACCAGUCACUCCUGCUAGAAGCAAUGCYGGUGAUUCAGCCGGUCCUCMCACAGCAGYAAACAACGAGGAAGAAGAGAAUUGUUCCCAAAGUCCUCUGUUAUAUACAAAUGGACAGCAGCUCCCUAACAAUCAGCAGCCACUUUUGUAUACCUUUUCGAUCAAUAUGAUCGACCAACUGAUGGAAGGGCUCCAAGAGAGGCUUUGGCUUAGGAAAGUUAAAUUGCCACAAGAACAAAGUCAGCUUGAUCCUGUGCCUUGCAUUCAGCAGAUGUUGUGGAGACCAAUCUGCGAGGACGAAGACCAACAAGAAAGCACGGUCAAUGAUGUAUCUGAGGAAAUUCGGGAAUGGAUCGUGGAACAGCUGGAUUAGGGAGAACUAUAUAUUUCAGUUUACUUUCUUUAUAAUUUUAUAAAUUGUCAGCAAAAAUGCAAACUUGAAAUCCAACAUUCCUACGAAGCUCUGUUCCAGUACCACACCGUACCGCUAUUUUGAUCAUUUGUGUUAAUCCAUUGUUAAUUUAUGGCGUACAAUGCACGUGUGUCMAGAGUUUAAAAUACAAUAAACUCAGUCAUUUUGAUCA
Messenger RNA from Exaiptasia diaphana, 613 nucleotides. RefSeq lists its product as uncharacterized. NCBI's taxonomy places the organism in Eukaryota, Metazoa, Cnidaria, Anthozoa, Actiniaria, Aiptasiidae. The record is from RefSeq and is a predicted model, not a curated record.